GCCGGUCCUUACCGGCAUUAGGCGAGUGCCUGCUGUCUGCAAAAUUACGCAAACCAUACUGUAACGAUAAGGAAAAAGAAAAGGCGGCAACUUUGCGUCAGCCAUUCAGUCUGUCGGAAAAACGAUGUGGGCCAACUACGCAGUACAAUAAUAAUGGCAAUUCUCAUACCUGACGCCCUACUCCGCCCCUCCCUAACACGCCUCUGUUUUGCAGCAACUUCGCCAUGGAACCGCCAAAAUUCCAAUGGGAUUAAAUCCUCGUACCGGGUCGCAGCCAUGGAUGAAGCUGUCGUUGACGCCGACAAAUUUCGGGCUGAAUUCCUUCGAGUUUUGCGUAGUAGACGAUCUCCAGAAGUACCGCUUAAUGUGAAGCGCACACCGCCUGUUCACCACCCUCUGAUUCAGGAGCCCAACCCGACAACCUUCAGUAAGGCUAUGGCUUCUUGUCCAAAGGCAACUUUUAGCAAUUUGAAGGACUUGCUUCAUGAGGAAAAUCUUCACUUGACUACCGAGGAAGGAGAGCAAGGGAAGUUGCCUAUAUUGAUUAUAAGCAUGAAGGAUAGCAGACAGCAGAAAAGACCUGCAAUUGUUUUUCUGCACAGUACAAACAAGUGUAAAGAGUGGUUGAGACCAUUGCUUGAGGCUUAUGCAUCAAGGGGUUAUGUAGCUAUUGCCAUUGAUUCUCGUUACCACGGUGAAAGGGCCAAGAACAAAUCCACCUACUAUGAUGCUCUUAUAUCUUCAUGGAAAAAAGGCGAUACCAUGCCGUUCAUAUUUGACACGGUAUGGGACUUGAUAAAACUGGCGGAUUAUCUGACGAAAAGGGAGGACAUUGACCCAUGUAGAAUAGGAAUUACUGGCGAAUCACUUGGAGGAAUGCAUGCAUGGUUUGCUGCUGCUGCUGAUACUCGCUACUCCGUGGUUGUCCCCAUAAUUGGAGUGCAGUGUUUUCGAUGGGCCAUAGAUAACGAUAAGUGGCAGGCACGAGUCGAGAGUAUAAAACCUGUUUUCGAGGAAGCCCGAAUCGAAUUAGGCAUGAACGAGAUCAACAUAGAAGUGGUGAAGAAGGUCUGGAAUAGGAUUGCUCCUGGUUUAGUUUCCCAAUUUGGCUCGAUUUAUUCGGUUCCAGCUAUCGCACCACGUCCUUUGUUGUUAUUAAAUGGUGCAGAUGACCCUCGAUGUCCGAUUGCUGGUUUGGAUGCUCUCGUGUCGGAAACCCAGGUAGCUUAUCAGAGGUUUGGUUGUCCAGAAAAUUUUAAGUUCAUCGCACAACCUGGGAUUGGCCAUGAAAUGACACCUGAGAUGGUAAAAGAAGCUAGCCAAUGGUUUGAUAGGUUCUUAGGCCACACUAUCAAAGAGUAGCGGUUGGAUUCAUAGCUCAUUUGUUACUUGGGUUGAUAAAGUUUGAGAAUGUUUGCUUAAUCCA
Messenger RNA from Cucurbita maxima (winter squash), 1426 nucleotides. Its product is annotated as putative esterase YitV. The record is from RefSeq and is a predicted model, not a curated record. The transcript has 13 exons. Gene Ontology annotation, biological process: proteolysis. Gene Ontology annotation, molecular function: serine-type peptidase activity. Lineage: Eukaryota; Viridiplantae; Streptophyta; Magnoliopsida; Cucurbitales; Cucurbitaceae. Bases 154 to 1362 code for a protein of 402 amino acids.